UAUGUUAUAUGGAGAUAUUAAGAAUAAUCGUUUGUAAUAAAUGCAGCUACAAACUCAGGCUUUUAGCUAAAAACCUGUUCCGGUCUCUCUUACAUUCUUCCAAGAAAAAACCGUACAGCACGAAGUGGCUGAGUCACAACAAAUAUUUACUAAAUCGUGAGAGCUUCUAUUCGCAUUUAAAUUUUUUGUGAGCAUACACGCCGCUUAAAGCAUUGAUUUCCGACUAGGAAUAACAUUAAAUCAAAUAAAGAAAUAUUAAAUUAAAUCAAAUGAAAAAUUAAAUUUAUGAUACAAAAUUUUCCAAAUUUCAUUACAACUUUUUGCGUUUGUUUUUAAUUUUGAUUUGUUAUUUCGCCAAAUUUACAAUUUCAAUGCAGUCGAUCAUAGAAGGCAAAGCGCUCUCUUAUCUAAUCACUUCGGUGCUGAUAAAAUUUUGUGGUGUGGUGUCAUACAUACAUAUUGAUAUAAACAGUUAGUUGUUAUACAUUAGUUCUCGUGUACAUACUUAUUCAUCUAACGUAUUCGUGAAAGAAUGUUUUGGAGGAACUCAAAAAAUAAGGAACCGAAUAAUUCUAAGGAGUUUAAUAAUGCACUGGUGCAUCAGGAUCCGCGCAUGAAAGUACGCACUGCAACUGCGCAAUCGGAGACAACAAAUACAACUGAGCAAAGUGCGACCAUUUAUGACAAUGAACGCAACAAAAUCACUCAACAAACUGUACGGCAAACGGUGACGCAUCAACAAACGGCUGGCGUCACAGAAAUUUCUAUACGCCGUACACCGACUAAAGAAGAACUGGAUGAACUGCUCAACAUAACUGGUGCCAACGCUAGCUUUUUCAAAUCUUCAACACCUUGGACCAAAGAGGAGACCACCGUCACACAAACAAAUGGACGCACACAGACCUCAUUCGUACAACAGCAGCGCACGAAAUUCGAUCAAACUGGCACAGGUGCAAGGAUGACCACCACAACGACGGCCACUAUGAAACCGGGUGCAGCAUGGAGGGGCUUCAACGAAAGUAAUUCAACAUUUCCCAAUUUCACCGAUAACUUUGGCAGGCACCCUUCACCGCUCAGAGCACUGCCACCAAUUACUACCUCAUUGUCUUCGACUAGCUCACCCCUGAGUAAAACAACGCUCAGCGGCAACUCAUCGCCUAUUGGCAGCGCACCUUUGAGCAAAACAACACGCAGUACAACAACAACAAAUGGUAUUGGGACAUACACUUCUCCUCUGUUUAAUUAUGGUAGUAGUAAACCAAUAGGCGUUGCUGCCAGCACAAGUGUCCCCGCGCGAAAAUCGACAGGCGUCCCUACUGGUACUGGUUUCACAGCUAAUCGAACAAUGCUUUCCAGUGUAAAAAUAUCAUCUCCAUCGGCGACUUCAACAACAACUUAUGUCUCACCUUAUGCUAAUCGCGCACGCGGACCAUUAGCCGCCAGCUAUGCCAGCGUAUAUGGGAAGCCCUCAACCGCGUCCAGUUCCAGUCCAUCAGCCGAUGCAAAUCUUUUCGUAACAGCAUCAACACCAACGAAAUCAAAUUUCGUUUCACGUAACGCUAACAGCACACCCUCAGCGCUGCUUGAAAUUCAGCCUCGAAAAUCUUUAAGCGCUGGCGCUAUUGGUAAGAAGUCUAAGUUAAAACCUGGCUAUGCCGUUAUUUUCAAUACUGUGGACUUUAACGAUAAGGAGCGUUUUGAGAAACGUGAUGGUAGCGACUAUGAUGCGAGGCUCAUACGUGAAACUUUGCAGAAGUAUAAGUUGAAUGUGGAGACCAUCAAGAAUCCGACCGUGAAAAAGAUCAAGGACGUUGUCAAAGCAUUGAUUAAAAAGGAUUUCACCAAUUACUCGUGUCUAGUAAUUGCUAUUCUAAGCCAUGGAAGUGCUCAUGACUCUGUUGCGGCUAGCGAUGGUGAAUACAAUGUUGAUGAAACAAUGCUACAUCCCAUAUUAGAUAUACCAAGUUUAAAGGAGAAGCCGAAAAUUUUCAUUAUACAAGCCUGCAAGGGUUCACUUGUACCAGGUGAAUAUAAGAAAGACGCUUCUAUGCCACGUGGAUCUCCCAGCGAAAUACUCAAAUGUUAUAGUACUUUUGAAGGUUAUGUCUCGUACCGCACCGAGAAAGGCAGUCCAUUUGUCCAAGCCUUAUGCGAUGAAAUAAAGCUUAAGGGACAAAGUACGGACAUUGAGCAACUUAUGAAGAACGCUAUAGAAGCUGUAAAGAUUCAAACACGCUCAAACCAAAUUCCAUGCAUGACAACUAAUCUAACGAAACCAUUUGUAUUUGGAGAUUUUGUCUAAGGCAAAUUUUGUUAAUUAAAUACAUAGAUACAUACGCAUAAUAUAUGGGUGUUUCCAUCGGAAGGUAUACCGCGGC
This is a messenger RNA of Rhagoletis pomonella (apple maggot), 2378 nucleotides long. Its product is annotated as mucin-5AC-like. Gene Ontology annotation, cellular component: cytoplasm. Bases 533 to 2302 code for a protein of 589 amino acids. Gene Ontology annotation, biological process: proteolysis; apoptotic process. The record is from RefSeq and is a predicted model, not a curated record. The transcript is spliced from 4 exons. NCBI's taxonomy places the organism in Eukaryota, Metazoa, Arthropoda, Insecta, Diptera, Tephritidae.